UCGCCUUUAACGCCAAAAUACCACUGACUGACUUUAAUUACAUGUCUGAAUAAUGGCCUUUCAGACGGAUCCGUUGCAGGCAGAAAAGUGAUGUGAAACUGUGAGGACUUGGUUUCUUAUAAAGCCCUACAGAAUUGGAUUAAGUGCCAAGUUCACCUACACACCAAACCUGCCACCACAAUUCUGCAAGGUAUGCUACAAGAAACCAAGAAUGAUGCGGUGGUGCAGGCGAGGUUCUUUAAUGAUCCUGCUGGGACUUUUGGUGGCAGGACUGGUGCUGAUAUGGGGUAAACCAUUCUGGCCUAUUUAUGCACCCAGGGGCACUACCACAAACCAACCAAAUAUUACUCUUUUCUUUGCCAAUAUUCAUCAGUUGCGGGUUGAGCCUGCUGAAGUACUGAAAACCUGCCAGAACAAGAAAGUUGAUGUGUUGGUGAUUGUACCAACCUCAGCAGCAAACCAUGAAGCUCGAGAAGCUGUUCGAAAAAGCUGGAAUGGUAAUUUCCCAGCAAACUGGCCUGUCAUGUUUUAUCUUGGAGCAACUAAUAAUCCUCGGUUACAGAACGAGAUCACUGAAGAAGGACGACAAUAUGGCGAUAUUACCCAAGACGACAGCUUUUUGGAUUCUUAUAAUAAUCUGACUCUGAAGUCACUAAGCCUUGUCAGCUGGGCUCAUAAAUUCUGCAAAAAUGCUAACUAUGUGCUUAAAAUAGAUGAUGAUGUAUUCCUUAAUACCAAGAAAUUUCAUGAUCUUAUAAUCUGUAUAACCAGUGCCAGGAAUGACAUUUAUAUGAAACUGUUCCAGAAAAAUACAGUAACCCUUGGUGAGGGGGGGGAUCUACUGGAUAAACUUGAAGAAGAAAGUAUGCAGCCAACUUAUUCAAGUGAAUAUUCUGUAUGUGAGUCAUUUAAUCCAUAUGGACUUAUUAACUACUAUGUGAAUGCUAAGAGCCAUGAUUAUGAGUCUUACAUAUUUGGGGGUUACUUGUACAAAGGUGUACAGGCUGACAGGAACCCAAGUUCAAAGUGGUAUCUGGACAGAAGUGUUUAUAGGUAUGACAGGCUCCCUCCAUUCUUAUCAGGCACCGCUUAUAUUAUGUCGUCAAAUAUAAUUCCUCACCUCUUACGAGAGGCCAAGCAACAUCCUGUCAUUGCCCUUGAAGAUGUAUAUAUGUCAGGCAUUAUUGGCAGUCAAGGCCUAAAGUUGAAACUGAGCCAUCUUGAUGGCUGGAGCAGGUUUCGUCCUCAAUGGGAUAGUGUAUGCACUUAUAAUGAACUCUUAACAGCACAUGGGCUCUCACCUGCUGAGCUUUCCUCCAUGUCACUUGCUGUUGCUUCUUUAGACAAUGGUACAUGUGAUGGAAUCCUGACAAACAUUCUGAACAAUAUUAAUUUUCUGAUAUCUUACUUGUUUCCUAGGGUGUCUAAGUAAGUACACCCAAUUAAAGGAUUGAAAACAAUUUCAUUUGCCAUUUAAGGAUAAACUGUUAAACUUAUAAAAAAUGCAUUCAUAUAACCUUCCAUUGAAACGAAAAGAGGGGAAAAAAAAAAACUAUAGAAUAAAGUGUUAAAACAUAUUUCCCUCUUAGGAA
Messenger RNA from Penaeus vannamei (Pacific white shrimp), 1592 nucleotides. Its product is annotated as beta-1,3-galactosyltransferase 5. Gene Ontology annotation, cellular component: Golgi membrane. Lineage: Eukaryota; Metazoa; Arthropoda; Malacostraca; Decapoda; Penaeidae. The record is from RefSeq and is a predicted model, not a curated record. Gene Ontology annotation, molecular function: hexosyltransferase activity.